AUGGAGAAUAUGAACGUAUAUAUUCCGGAAGGGAAUAAUCCCUAUCCUUCUAUACAGUAUAAUUAUGCACAGAGCACUGAAGAACAAAGUCAUAAUGAUUAUGAUAAUAGUUCCACAUCUCUUAAUGUAGAACCUGAGCAUCUUAAACAUCAUGUUAAUUUAAAGGAUGUAAAACAUUUAGUAUUAGAGUUACCUAUACCUACAGAUUUACUUGGAAACAUUCUUAGGAAGGAUUCAAAAGAAUUUACACAUGUGAGAUAUACCGCCUGUACAAGUGAACCUGACAACUUUGCGAAAAAAGGAUUUACCCUUCGUCAAGUAGAAACAAGUCCUCCGAGACCAAUAGAAUUGUUUAUUAUGUUAGCUAUGCAUAAUGAAGAUAAAGAUCUGUUAUCCCGUACUUUCCACGGAGUUGUGAAAAAUAUUGCUCACCUCUGUACUCGUAAAAGAUCUAAAAUUUGGGGUGAGGGUGGAUGGAAGAAAGUUGUUGUAUGCAUAGUUGUUGAUGGUCGUGAGAAUAUCGAGAAGAGUUCUUUAGCUUAUUUAGCAGCUCUUGGUGUCUAUCAAGAUGGUGUUACAGUAGAAAAAGUGAAGGAUGACGCUGUUAAUGCACAUAUAUUUGAGUAUACAACUCAGAUUUCAAUCGAUCAUUCUAUGAACAUUAAAACAGAAGACUCUGAAGUUGUUCCAAUCCAAUUCUUCAACCCAAUAUGUGUUCUUAUUGAUGUUGGCACUGAACCAGGUCCUAAAUCCAUCUAUAAUCUAUGGAAAGCAUUUGAUGUAGACCCAAGUGUUGCAGGAGCUUGUGGCGAAAUUGUUGUCAAGAAAGGUAAAGGUCGUGUUAAACUAUUGAAUCCAAUCGUGGCUGCUCAAAACUUUGAAUAUAAAAUGAUUAACAUUCUGGAUAAGCCAUUUGAAUCAGUAUUCGGGUAUAUUACUACUUUACCUGAGGCCUUUUCUGCAUACCGGUACAUUGCUCUACAGAGUAUUAUUAAUGAGGACGAAGGUCCUCUAACAUCUUAUUUUAAAGGUGAAAUCAAUGUUGCUAAAAUGUAUCAUGCUGGAGGUCGUAUUUUUCCUUUUGAAUUGGUUACAAGACGUGGAUAUUCUUGGUUAUUACAUUAUGUUAAAUCCUCAAGAGCUGAAACUUAUGUACCUGAAGAAGUUUGUGGGCUAAUUAAUCAGCGAAUACGUUGGUUAAGUGGAUCACUUUUUGCUAGUUUUUAUGUUAUUACACAUUUUUAUUAUAUUUGGAGAAGUGAUCAUUCUUUUGUUCGUAAGCUUUUUUUGCUUAUCGAAAUGGUAUUCCAAGCAUGCAAAUUUGUAUUCUCAUGGUUUUCCCUGGGAAAUUUUUAUUUGAUAUUCUAUAUCUUGGGUAGUAUCUUCUCUAAUUCUCAAGUAAUAGCAAUCCCUGCUCCCUGGAGUCACUAUGUCGGAAUAAAAAUAUUCAUGGUCUUACAAUAUGCAUUUCCUGGACUAAUGAUCGUGCAAUUCAUAUUGGCCUUAAUGUAUAGAUCUCGAAGGUCGAUAAGACGAGAGACUAAAGAUGAAGAAGAAAAAUUAGAAAAAACUGGUAUUAUGGGAACUUCUCAUGAUGUAGACUCUACAUACAGAGAUGCAAUCCGAGCAAUAAGACAACCAUCCUUUAGAGAAAGGUCUAUAACACAAGAUAAACACGAAAACUUUCAGAGAGACUCUCGAUCGACAAUGAUUCUGCUUUUCUGGUUAUUUAGCAAUGCUGCAUUGAUUAUUGACGGUCCGAAACAUGCUCAAUUGUAA
Molecule: messenger RNA, 1779 nt
Organism: Dentiscutata erythropus
Lineage: Eukaryota; Fungi; Glomeromycota; Glomeromycetes; Diversisporales; Gigasporaceae
Source: the annotation of a GenBank genome assembly